CAGGGAGAGAACUCUUCUCAUUAGUCUAUCCGAACAAGAACUCCACUUCACAUCAUCUUCAUUCUCCUACCUAAACUCUGCGACUCAUGUAAUCAGGACAGCGAUAUACAUAUAAAGAAGAAAAACCCCACGAAAAAGCAUGCCAAAAUUCUACCACACAAGGGAUAAAUUGAUUAUAUGGAUAUGCAGAAGACUCGCGUUGAUUGUGCUGUAUACUUGCUGUUAAUCUUCGGAAUCUCAGUUGUUUUGAUGUCGGAUUUCAGCCGCAAUGCCUCUUUGUUCAGGUUGCCCAAGGCCCAUAAGUUGCCUCCUUCUAGAGCCAUCAACAUGCCUGUCCGUAGAGAUGAGCUUGAAGAGUCAUUAGCGGCAGCGGCAGUCUCGACCACAGACAAGACUGUAAUAAUUGCCAUCAUAAACAAAGCGUACGUAGAAGGUGAUAAGCCGAUGUUGGAUCUGUUCUUGGAUGGUUUUUGGCUAGGGGAAGGCAUCAGGGAAUUAACCAAUCAACUCUUGAUUGUGGCCAUGGAUCAGACUUCUUAUGAAAGGUGCAGAUUUCUUAGGCUUCAUUGCUACAAGCUGGAGACAGAAGGAGUAGAUUUCAUGGGAGAAAAGGUUUAUAUGUCGGCUGAUUUCAUCAAGAUGAUGUGGAGGAGAACACUUUUCCUUGGUGAUGUGCUCAGACGAGGUUACAACUUCAUUUUCACAGACACUGAUGUACUAUGGUUGAGGAAUCCAUUCCCAUAUCUGAGCAGAAAGAAAACCCCGGACCUCCAAAUCAGCACCGACAAGUUCAACGGCAAAGAGUGGUCGGAAUCCAACCACAUAAACACAGGAUUCUACAUGAUCCAAUCCAACAACAAGACCAUAGCCCUUUUCGACAAGUGGUACGCCCUCAAAGACAUCACCCCGGGACAAAAAGAGCAGGAUGUCUUGUUUGAUUUGAUGCGACGGGGAUUGUUCAGACAACUGGGCCUCACUGUCAGGUUCCUCGACACACUCUACUUCAGCGGCUUCUGCCAGGACAGCCGCAAUGUCACAGCGGUCGCCACCGUCCACGCCAACUGCUGCCGUAGUAUCUCCGCCAAGCUGGCGGAUUUGACCCGAGUGAUUCAUGAUUUCAGGAGGGCCAAGAGAUUUCCUCCCAACGUAACGGCGACGUUCCGGUGGACGAGUCAUACAGCUUGUAGGAAAUCCUGGAAGGAUUAAUUAAUUUAUAAUUGCCUGGAAUUUGCUCAAGUUUGAAUUUCAGUUUAAAUACAAUUUUUUUGAUG
Messenger RNA from Sesamum indicum (sesame), 1271 nucleotides. RefSeq lists its product as uncharacterized. NCBI's taxonomy places the organism in Eukaryota, Viridiplantae, Streptophyta, Magnoliopsida, Lamiales, Pedaliaceae. The record is from RefSeq and is a predicted model, not a curated record.